Messenger RNA from Myotis davidii, 9534 nucleotides. RefSeq names its product protein tyrosine phosphatase, receptor type D (gene PTPRD). Gene Ontology annotation, molecular function: protein tyrosine phosphatase activity; protein binding. The transcript is spliced from 38 exons. Bases 201 to 5960 code for a protein of 1919 amino acids. NCBI's taxonomy places the organism in Eukaryota, Metazoa, Chordata, Mammalia, Chiroptera, Vespertilionidae. The record is from RefSeq and is a predicted model, not a curated record. Gene Ontology annotation, biological process: protein dephosphorylation.
GCUUUGAACUUCCUGAGGCCAGGGACUGUCUGGAAGCACCUGCAGUGGCUAGCACAAGGGAGACGUGUGGUGAACAGCUGUGGGAUCUAAAGAACAGGCUCUGAAAGAGUUCCAGCUGGAAUUUCAGAUCGGACACAGUCGCCAGGGUGUCAGAGGCAGUGAAUCCGAGCUGCCAGCGCGUGCUGCUGCCGGGCUACAGGAUGGUGCGGGCAGCCAGGCCGCUGCUGCUGCUCCUCGCCUUCUUCCUCCGCGCGGAUGCUGAGACACCUCCGAGGUUUACACGGACUCCUGUUGACCAGACAGGGGUCUCUGGUGGCGUUGCCUCUUUCAUUUGCCAAGCUUCAGGAGACCCAAGACCUAAAAUUGUCUGGAACAAAAAAGGAAAGAAAGUCAGCAAUCAGAGAUUUGAGGUAGUAAUAGAGUUUGACGAUGGAUCUGGAUCAGUUCUCAGAAUACAGCCCUUACGGACUCCCCGGGAUGAGGCCAUUUAUGAAUGUGUGGCCUCGAAUAACGUCGGAGAAAUAAGUGUAUCUACCAGACUCACAGUUUUGCGUGAGGAUCAAAUUCCCAGGGGCUUUCCUACCAUUGACAUGGGCCCACAGUUGAAGGUGGUUGAGCGUACACGCACUGCCACCAUGCUUUGUGCAGCCAGUGGGAAUCCGGACCCGGAAAUCACUUGGUUUAAAGAUUUCUUACCUGUGGACACAAGCAACAACAAUGGCCGUAUUAAGCAGUUACGAUCAGAAUCUAUUGGUGGUACACCAAUAAGAGGCGCCCUUCAGAUCGAACAGAGUGAAGAAUCUGACCAAGGGAAAUAUGAGUGUGUUGCCACCAACAGCGCGGGCACUCGCUACUCUGCCCCUGCCAAUCUAUAUGUCAGAGAGCUGCGAGAAGUUCGUCGUGUCCCACCAAGAUUCUCUAUCCCACCCACUAAUCAUGAAAUCAUGCCAGGUGGAAGUGUUAACAUCACCUGUGUGGCCGUGGGGUCACCAAUGCCUUAUGUGAAGUGGAUGUUGGGGGCAGAAGACCUGACACCAGAAGAUGACAUGCCAAUAGGAAGAAAUGUCCUAGAACUGAAUGAUGUAAGACAGUCAGCAAAUUACACCUGUGUGGCCAUGUCAACACUGGGCGUCAUUGAAGCAAUAGCACAGAUCACUGUCAAAGCCUUACCCAAACCUCCAGGAACUCCUGUAGUGACCGAGAGCACAGCCACAAGCAUCACACUGACAUGGGACUCUGGGAACCCUGAGCCUGUCUCCUACUACAUCAUCCAGCAUAAACCUAAAAAUUCUGAGGAAUCUUACAAAGAAAUCGAUGGAGUGGCGACCACACGCUACAGUGUCGCUGGACUCAGUCCCUACUCGGAUUAUGAAUUCAGGGUCGUUGCUGUCAAUAACAUUGGGCGGGGGCCUCCCAGCGAGCCCGUGCUGACACAGACCUCAGAGCAGGCGCCGUCCAGCGCCCCGCGGGAUGUGCAGGCGCGGAUGUUGAGCUCAACCACCAUCCUGGUGCAGUGGAAGGAACCGGAGGAGCCGAACGGACAAAUCCAAGGAUACAGAGUGUAUUAUACCAUGGAUCCCACUCAGCACGUCAACAACUGGAUGAAGCACAAUGUCGCUGACAGCCAAAUCACUACUAUUGGCAACUUAGUGCCCCAGAAAACCUAUUCUGUCAAAGUCCUGGCUUUUACCUCAAUUGGAGAUGGUCCCCUUUCAAGUGACAUACAAGUCAUCACUCAGACAGGAGUACCAGGGCAACCGCUAAAUUUCAAAGCAGAACCUGAGUCUGAAACGAGUAUUUUGCUCUCUUGGACACCUCCACGUUCGGACACUAUCGCCAACUAUGAGCUGGUCUACAAAGACGGGGAGCCCGGAGAGGAGCAACGAAUUACCAUUGAGCCAGGGACGUCUUAUAGACUGCAAGGGCUGAAACCAAACAGCUUGUACUACUUCCGUCUGGCUGCACGCUCUCCUCAAGGCUUGGGUGCUUCCACAGCUGAAAUAUCAGCUAGAACCAUGCAGUCAAAGCCGUCAGCUCCUCCUCAAGACGUUAGUUGUACCAGCCCAAGUUCCACUAGUAUUUUGGUAAGUUGGCAACCUCCACCCGUGGAAAAGCAGAAUGGCAUUAUUACUGAAUACUCCAUCAAGUACACCGCAGUGGAUGGAGAAGAUGACAAAGCUCACGAGAUUUUGGGAAUUCCUGCGGACACUACCAAAUACCUUUUGGAACAGCUGGAAAAAUGGACUGAGUACCGGAUCACUGUGACAGCCCACACAGACGUCGGCCCUGGCCCCGAGAGCUUGUCCGUGUUGAUUCGAACCGAUGAAGAUGUUCCUAGUGGUCCUCCUCGCAAAGUCGAGGUAGAGGCUGUCAACUCAACAUCUGUUAAAGUCACAUGGCGCUCGCCCGUGCCCAACAAACAGCAUGGCCAGAUCAGAGGAUACCAGGUGCAUUAUGUGAAGAUGGAAAACGGGGAGCCCAAGGGCCAGCCCAUGCUGAAGGACGUCAUGCUGGCUGAUGCACAGUGGGAAUUUGAUGAUACUACUGAACAUGACAUGAUUAUUUCUGGGCUGCAGCCUGAAACUUCCUACUCCCUCACUGUCACAGCCUACACCACCAAAGGAGACGGUGCUCGCAGCAAGCCCAAACUGGUGUCCACCACAGGAGCAGUCCCAGGGAAACCCCGGCUGCUGAUCAGCCACACGCAGAUGAACACUGCUCUCAUUCAGUGGCACCCCCCUGUGGACACGUUUGGACCUCUUCAGGGCUACCGUCUAAAAUUUGGCCGGAAGGAUAUGGAGCCGCUCACCACUCUUGAGUUCUCUGAAAAAGAAGACCACUUCACAGCGACAGACAUCCACAAAGGAGCGUCGUACACCUUCAGGCUCUCAGCCAGAAACAAAGUGGGCUUCGGGGAGGAGAUGGUGAAGGAGAUUUCUGUCCCAGAAGACGUCCCAACUGGAUUCCCUCAAAACCUCCACUCGGAAGGCACCACGUCCACCUCCGUCCAGUUAUCUUGGCAGCCACCUGUCCUGGCGGAGAGAAACGGCCUUAUCACCAAGUAUACCCUUCUGUACAGGGAUAUCAACAUCCCCCUCCUUCCAAUGGAGCAGCUUAUUGUUCCCGCUGACACCACUCUGACACUCAGUGGCUUAAAACCAGAUACCACAUAUGAUGUAAAAGUACGUGCUCACACGAGCAAAGGGCCCGGGCCAUAUAGUCCCAGUGUCCAGUUCAGGACACUGCCUGUGGAUCAAGCAGUGUUUGCAAAAAAUUUUCAUGUCAAAGCAGUAAUGAAGACCUCAGUGUUGCUGUCUUGGGAGAUUCCGGAGAAUUAUAAUUCUGCCAUGCCUUUCAAAAUUCUUUAUGAUGAUGGGAAAAUGGUAGAAGAAGUGGAUGGUCGAGCUACACAAAAGUUAAUUGUCAACCUGAAGCCUGAGAAGUCGUACUCCUUCGUGCUGACAAACCGUGGGAACAGUGCCGGGGGGCUGCAGCACCGGGUGACCGCGAAGACCGCGCCGGACGUGCUGCGCACCAAGCCUGCCUUCAUUGGGAAGACCAACUUGGAUGGCAUGAUUACUGUGCAGCUGCCCGAAGUACCUGCAAAUGAGAAUAUAAAAGGUUACUACAUAAUAAUUGUGCCUUUGAAGAAAUCUCGUGGGAAAUUUAUCAAGCCAUGGGAGAGUCCAGAUGAAAUGGAAUUAGAUGAGCUGCUUAAAGAGAUAUCCAGGAAACGCAGAAGCCUCCGUUACGGGAGAGAAGUUGAAUUAAAGCCAUAUAUAGCCGCUCACUUUGAUGUCCUUCCCACGGAGUUCACCCUGGGAGAUGACAAACAUUAUGGAGGAUUUACAAACAAGCAACUCCAAAGUGGUCAAGAAUAUGUCUUCUUUGUGUUAGCAGUGAUGGAGCACGCAGAGUCUAAGAUGUAUGCAACCAGUCCCUACUCCGACCCUGUUGUGUCAAUGGAUCUGGAUCCACAGCCAAUCACCGAUGAAGAAGAAGGCUUAAUCUGGGUCGUAGGCCCUGUCCUUGCGGUGGUCUUUAUCAUCUGCAUUGUUAUAGCUAUUCUUCUUUAUAAAAGCAGUAAACCUGACAGGAAAAGGGCAGAGUCUGACUCUAGAAAGAGCAGCAUACCGAACAGUAAGGAGGUCCCUUCACACCAUCCAACAGACCCAGUAGAACUGAGGCGCCUUAAUUUUCAAACACCAGGUAUGGCUAGUCACCCUCCAAUACCUAUCUUGGAACUUGCAGAUCAUAUUGAAAGGUUGAAAGCAAAUGACAACCUGAAGUUUUCCCAGGAAUAUGAGUCAAUUGACCCUGGCCAGCAGUUCACAUGGGAACAUUCAAACUUGGAAGUAAACAAACCAAAGAAUAGAUAUGCAAACGUAAUCGCCUAUGAUCAUUCCCGGGUCCUCCUAUCAGCAAUAGAAGGCAUCCCAGGAAGUGACUAUGUGAACGCCAACUACAUAGAUGGUUACAGGAAGCAAAACGCCUACAUUGCAACACAGGGAUCUCUCCCUGAAACAUUCGGGGACUUUUGGAGAAUGAUAUGGGAGCAACGGAGUGCCACAGUUGUCAUGAUGACAAAACUAGAAGAACGAUCCAGGGUGAAGUGUGACCAGUACUGGCCCAGCAGGGGCACAGAAACCCACGGGCUGGUCCAGGUGACGCUGCUCGACACCGUGGAGCUGGCCACAUAUUGUGUCCGAACCUUUGCACUUUACAAGAACGGGUCCAGCGAGAAGCGAGAAGUGAGGCAGUUCCAGUUCACCGCCUGGCCCGACCACGGCGUCCCAGAACACCCGACACCUUUCCUCGCUUUCCUCCGGAGAGUCAAGACCUGUAACCCUCCGGACGCAGGCCCGAUGGUCGUGCACUGCAGUGCGGGAGUUGGCCGGACUGGUUGUUUUAUUGUAAUAGAUGCCAUGUUAGAAAGAAUAAAGCAUGAAAAAACUGCAGAUAUUUAUGGCCAUGUAACUUUAAUGAGAGCCCAGAGGAAUUACAUGGUGCAAACAGAGGACCAGUACAUCUUUAUCCACGAUGCGCUGUUGGAAGCAGUGACUUGUGGAAAUACCGAAGUGCCAGCGAGAAACCUGUAUGCCUACAUUCAGAAGCUGACACAAAUAGAGACAGGAGAGAAUGUCACGGGAAUGGAGCUUGAAUUUAAGCGUCUAGCCAGCUCUAAAGCUCACACCUCAAGAUUCAUCAGUGCCAAUCUUCCAUGUAAUAAAUUCAAAAAUCGCCUUGUUAAUAUUAUGCCAUAUGAAUCCACAAGGGUAUGCCUGCAGCCUAUCCGAGGAGUAGAAGGAUCUGAUUACAUCAAUGCCAGUUUUAUUGAUGGAUACAGACAACAGAAGGCCUACAUCGCUACCCAGGGACCCUUGGCGGAGACCACGGAAGACUUCUGGCGGAUGCUCUGGGAACACAACUCCACCAUCGUGGUGAUGCUCACCAAGCUGCGUGAGAUGGGCAGAGAGAAAUGUCACCAAUACUGGCCAGCAGAACGAUCUGCAAGAUACCAGUACUUUGUUGUAGAUCCCAUGGCUGAAUACAACAUGCCACAAUAUAUCCUAAGAGAAUUCAAGGUCACAGAUGCCAGGGACGGUCAGUCGCGAACAGUGAGACAGUUCCAGUUCACUGACUGGCCAGAGCAAGGCGUGCCAAAGUCUGGAGAAGGAUUUAUUGACUUCAUCGGCCAAGUUCACAAAACAAAAGAGCAGUUUGGCCAAGAUGGACCCAUUUCAGUCCAUUGCAGUGCGGGCGUUGGAAGAACUGGAGUCUUCAUAACACUAAGCAUUGUUCUGGAGAGAAUGAGAUAUGAAGGAGUUGUAGAUAUCUUCCAGACUGUCAAAAUGUUGAGAACACAACGACCAGCCAUGGUACAGACAGAGGACCAGUACCAGUUCUGCUAUCGAGCCUCACUCGAGUACCUGGGCAGCUUUGAUCACUAUGCAACGUAGAAACCCCUGACCCAUUUUGGAUUUUUACAGCGGGCCCUUCAAUACCCAUGGAGUCUCUUCUGAGCCAUACAGGGCACUUGAGAAGUCCUUCUUAACUUCUAGGUAACAACCCCUUAGUGGGACUAUUACACACAAAAUAAACUAAAAAUAAAAACUCUUCCGGGCGGACCAAGAAUUCCCAGUUUAAUAAUCUAAUCUGAAAAUAAUAAGAGAAUCCUGACUGAUGAGGGAUCUGGAGGAUUUUAUUUACAGAUACCUCAAGGAUUCAGAAUAAAGGGAAGAAGAAAUCUCAACAAAGAACCAGCAUCUUGUUCAGGAUCACUCACUAGGUACAAGGAGGAGUGCCGCGUGGAUGUCUGCUGGUGUGGCUUCUCAUGGUAACACGAACUGCUUCGACAUGACCCCUUCCCACCAUAUUGCUCAUACUAACAUUUUAGGGAGAAAAGGGGGGAAUGUUUAAAAAGAAAGUCUUUGAUUUAGUUUUUUAGUAUUGUAAGAUACUGCUGACCUGUGCUUCAUUUUUAACUGUGUAAACUUUUUUUUAACAAAAUGUAUCUAUCAUUCUAUAAAGUAAAUUUUAAAAAGGUUACAUAACUCUUCAUUUUUUUAUUUCCAAAUUGUAGGGGGUUUUUUUUUUCAGCUGUACAACUGUUAUCUGUCAUAUCUUGCUGUAGAAAUAUCACAUAUGAAAUUUUGCACAUUUUUGUGCAAUACUCAAUCUACAGUAUUGGUUUCAUCAGAUAUUACUUUUACACUUCUGUCUGUCUGGUAAGAAAGUACCCAUUCUUUUCAAAUAAUCAACGAGUUUUGUUUUGUUUUUAGAAUCAACAGGGAGGCGCAAAGUAUAAAGUUGCUGCUAACAUAUAUACAUAUAUAUCCGUAUUUUAUAGGGGUGUCUAUGUAUAUAUAGACAGUGUGUUCACACAAAAUGAUAGAGAUAGCUAUCAUUCAGUUCUUCCAUGGUUUAGUAUUUUUUUAAGGUAGAAAAGCUAUUGUAAACAUCUUUUUCAAUUAUUUUAUGACAUUGGUAUUUCUUAAUAUCACAAAAUUUUAAUUUUUUAAGGGCAAUGAGGAAUGCACAUCAGUGAUUGUCAAACCUCACCCCCUAAUUUCCUAUCCAAUCUCCCCCCCACCCACCCACCUAACCAUAUUCACAAGUACCAUUUUGUUAGCCAGGCUUCCAACAAAGUUCGAUAUUUCUAACAACUCUAGUGCAAUAAAAACAUAUUAAAUAUCUAAGAGGUGUGCAUGUGGGAAAGGUCAGUGCAUAUCCCUUUAGGAGGGGAGAAUGUUUUAAUAUAUCAGCUAUCAAGUUGUUUAAAAAAAGUGUAUUCAAUCGUAUAUUGUCUAUAGUAUGUGCUAUGAAAUUUGCAUUUAUGAUAUGUAACAGGGGCAAAGCCAAACUCAUGUUACUCUGUUCAGUCAGAAACAUUUCGUGGCAUACAGCAUUCCUGGGAAGUGCUGUUCUUUGUUUUCUUUUUGGUUUUAGUUUUGCAUUUAGAGUGCCUUAUAAUUGAUGCCUAUUUUAAUAGCAUUUCUUUUUAGCUUUUGGUUCGUAUUUCCAUUAGUUGUUCGUAUAUGUUACUCUUCCUAUUAAAGCAUUAUCUGUUUACCACAUGUACAGAAACUCUUUGAAUAAUAUGCAUUCCUAGUUCUCAACCAGGUCGGGGAGGUUAGUGAUUGUACCAGCCCAAAGCACUUGGAUAAUCAGGGCCCUUCUUCCUUUUGUAAUUGUCCACAUCAGGAAAAGCCACUGGUUUUAUUUUUAAUCCCUUCCAAAUCUGCUCUGGAACAUCCAGAAAAGGCACCAAACUUAUUUUAGUAACAACUAUCAUUGACCACUUUGGAAUAUAUUUGCUAUUCCAUUAGGAUCUUUUCUAAAAGGGGACAUUUUUAAAAAUGUGUAUAUAUAUCUCCCCCCAAAUUACUAUAGGAAGCCAUGGAUAAUGGCAGGAGCUUGCCAUAUCUUCCACAAUUUUAAAGAAUCCUCCAAAUGUUCAAGGAACUCCUAAAGAGUGUCCAUAGAGGUAUAAUAUUUUGGUUUCAUCUUAGCUCCAUUGAUGUUCUGUUUUCUACAUGUUCCCAUCACUAGCAGAAUGAAAUCCAAGAGACCAAACACUUGCAAGUAUCAUAUAUGAGCACUUUUGUAAAAAAAAAGAAAAAAAGGAAGAAAAAAAGAAAAUAAUGUAUAAUACUUUUAAAAAGUAUCUAGAAGGCUACCUCAGAGUGAGACUCUCUAACCUACAUCAGAACCAGAGAAGAAUGUGCACUAUGUGGGUGUGUUUCCUUUCAGUUCCUACCUUUUGGAGAGCUAUCCAAGUGCCAGAUUACUCAGUGCUGUAAUUUUCAUUUAGCGAAACAAAGAGGGUCAUUAGACAGACAUCGCAUUAUGCCGACACGCCAUGUUGAAUCAGACGGUGUCCUGCACACCAGAACCCUUGCGCAAUGAGCAGUUUCUCUCCCCGAGACAAAAACCGCCCGUUUGGCAAAGGGAACGAGAAGAAUCCUGAGAAGGAAACGAAUGGGAUGCAUACCAUAGACGAACAAGGCGGAGACUUCCAGGUGUCCUCCUGUUCAGGAGCUGUUCCGAGAACUAACUCCCUCCUGUCAUUGAUGUGCAUUCCACUCUGUGCUUUUCUGUACAAACCAUUCUAGUUUGAUUUUCCCAGGUGAACAUCUUUAUCUGCCAUUACCAUAUAAACGCUCAAGUUUCCAAUUAUUUUCAUCAUCAUAACCAGUACGGUGCUAUUAUUUACCUAUGUACGUGUAGUUAUGUAUAAUUUUGUAAUUAGUUACAAUGGUAAAAAAAAAAAUCAAAAUAUAUAAGAAGUGAUUUGUACAGAACUUUAUUUUAGCUCUUUUUUAAAAAUGAUUUGCAUGGUUAGACAACGGUGAGGACAGCCAGGGGAGGGAAGGGCCUCUAGGGAACUUUGCACUUUCUAUACCUUUGUACUAUGCACUGCCCUAUUGAUUCUACACCCAAUAAUGUUAUUACUUGAACCCAUCUGUAAGAACCUGCUUCAGAAAUUCAUUUGUGUGUAUGUAAAUAACUCGGCGUAGAAACAGGAAGGGGAAAAAUUCUGCAGUAAUGUACAGAUUUUUUUUCUUUCCCGUUUAUUCUCGGUUUUGCUUUGGGUUAGCCCCUCCUUUUGAUUUUUCAUUCACUUACCUUUUCUUUCUCCUCUGUUGGGUUUUGUUGCCGCUGGGUUUAUGGGUGCCCUGAUACUCCAGCAGAGGUCAGAAGGCUGCAGGUCCAUCCUCUCCAUCCGUUACGUGGCUUUGCCAUCCAAGCUUGGAGUGUCUAAAACGAUAAUAACAGUUGUGUUCUUUGCUCUCAUUUUGGAUGCAUAGACUGAAAAAUUAAAAAAAAAUAACUUGUAAAAUGGCUUGUUAAAAAAUACAAUUACCUCUAAUUAGUAGUACGCGUAAAUGUUUUACAGAAUGAAAGGCGUGCUUUUUAUUUUCUUACUUCGUUACAUUGGUGGCGAAAGAAGUCUGUAUGAAAAUCAGUUCUUUGCUGACACAAGUUCCAUUUGUUACAGAUAAAUUCUAAUAAAAAUGUCAGUGUAAUGCA